This is a messenger RNA of Cyprinodon tularosa, 2613 nucleotides long. Its product is annotated as organic solute transporter subunit alpha-like. Gene Ontology annotation, molecular function: transporter activity. Bases 360 to 1226 code for a protein of 288 amino acids. Lineage: Eukaryota; Metazoa; Chordata; Actinopteri; Cyprinodontiformes; Cyprinodontidae. Gene Ontology annotation, biological process: transport. The record is from RefSeq and is a predicted model, not a curated record. The transcript has 8 exons.
GGUUCUCUAAUCACUAUGACUCAAGACUGUGAAUGAAUAAGCAGCGGCGACUGCUGUUUAAAACCGUGACCUAUAGGCUGUGUGUCUUCACUCCAUCACAGUCGGCUGAAGCGUAAAGAGCAGCUGUAGGUGUUUCUGCCUCUUGAGUCCUCUGGCAAUGUGAAAGGAGCACCAGCAUUUUGCAGUCAAGUUGCAGUCUUUUUGAAAAAGCUUUUAAGAGGAAGACCUGGUCAACAUGGAUGAAGACUUCAGACGCACCAUAGAGCCAGAGUGUUUACUGGAGCCUCCACUGGCUCUGGACAUGAUCAACCGUAAGACUAGAUGUUUUUGAGUUUGGACUCUAUUUCGUGCUCACCUUUAUGUCCUGUGUUUCCCUGCUUUUGUUCCUGGAGCAGUGUUUGUUUAUUUACAAACACCUGCCUUAUCCCAAGAAGACGAUCGUCAUCUGGAUUAGUGGUGUGUCACCAAUCAUCGCCACCAUGGCCUGCUUCGGGUUGUGGAUUCCUCGUGCGGUGAUGAUCACAGACAUGACGUCAGCAUGUUAUUUUUCAGUUGUGGUGUACAAGAUUUUGGGUUUGCUGAUUGAGGAGUUUGGAGGCUCCACUCCUUUUCUAAAAAUAUUUGCUGGUAAAAACUUCAAGAUCAGUGUAGGACCCUGCUGCUGCUGCUGCCCCUGUUUACCUCUCGUACCGAUGUCACGAAAGAUGUUAUUCCUGCUGAAGUUGGGAUCUCUACAGUAUGCAAUCCUAAAACCAGUUUUCUCUAUCAUUUCUGUAAUUCUCUGGAGAAAUGCCAUCUAUGAUCCCACAAAUCUAGGGAUCAGAAGUGCAACCCUUUGGAUCAACCUGUCUGUUGGUGUUCUCACCGUAAUUUCCCUUUGGCCAGUCGGCAUCGUCUUCAUGAACCUUAACAUCCUUUUACGCAGCGUGAAAAUUAUUCCCAAGUAUGCAAUGUACCAACUCACAUUUGUGCUGACCCAGCUGCAGACAUCAAUCAUCAACAUCCUGGCUGCAAACGGAUGCAUCGCCUGCUCCCCUCCUCUCUCCUCUCAGUACCGCGGAUUUAUGUUAAGUCAGAAGAUGCUGAUCAUGGAGAUGUUCAUCAUAAGCCUUUUCACCCGGUAUUUAUACCGUCGCUUGUACGAUCCAGUUGAAAUUGAGGAGCAAGAGAUUGUGCUGAACCACAAGGCAAUCGUGCAGGCUCCUCUGGAGGAGCAUGAUGUUUAAAGAAGACCAGGAAUGUCAACGCUUUCAACUAACAUAUUUUGGAACUGUAUAACUUAUGGAAUAUGUCAUAUUUACCCUUAGCAUCUUGUUAAAGAAUUGAGUGCAUAUUAUUUAUUGAGGUGUCAUUUUUAAAGAAUCAUUUUUGUAUUUUCAAAAUUUUUCUGCAUUGAUGUAAUUAAGAUUUUUUUGCACAUCAGUUGAACUGGUUGUCUUGAAAACUAAAAUACAAAAAAAAAAGAAAAAAGUGAACACUAUUCAACUGUUGGUCAUUUGGAGAAAAACAAAAGGUUGCUGUAGUUUAUUUUAACUUAUUAGAAACAAAGCAAUAUAUAAAAAAAGACAUUUGUCUGUCUAAUGUUAGUGACAGACUUUACGAUUAGAGAUUUUAAGUAGGCUCUGUUAGACAUAUGUUUAAGAUUGAAAUGGACUAAUUUAAUUUAAUAGAUUAUAAAAGACAAGACCAAAAUGACAAACAGUGAAAUAAGCUUUUUAUUUAGUUACUUUGAAGCUGUGAAUCAAGAACCAACCUCAGCAUCAUUAUAAAGCUAUAUAUUCUUACAAUGCAACACAGAUGAAAACUUCCAUAGUGUGCAACUGACUUACCGGUAUGUCCCUCUGAUUUAUUUUUAAAGUCUACAGCUUCAAUUAUAUCAGCUUUCUUUGCAGGGCAGCAUUUAAAGGCCUUUAAAUUAUAUGCAACAUUGGAAGUGCAUCAAAGCACCUAUGCCUUCUGCAUCUUACCAGAUGCAGAAGGGACAAAAUAAUCAUUUAUAAAGUUGAUUCAGUUUUGUAAUUCAAUUAAAAAGUAGGUUUCGUGUAGAAUCAUAACAGAGCAAUGCAUUCAGUUGUUUUUUUUUCUUUCUGUUUUUUGCUUCCUAGUUUUGUGGCAAAAGUAGUAGCCCAUGUUUUAAAUAUGUCUCUUUGUUGUGGCUUCCAAAGACCUGACUUAAGACAGUAUACAUCCUGUAUAUCUGGAUGUAACUCUUGUAUGCUAUCUUCUCAAUCAUUGCCUGUGCAGCUAUUUCUACCAUGUUAUUCCUUUCUUCUAAUUUUCUCUUAUUAUGCUUUGGUACAGCACUCAGCACGCUCCUGAAUACAACACUCCAGCUUCUAAAGCAAUGGCCUUUUAUGACUUGCUUUCUAUGAGAAUGAUGUAAUGGACUAUUAAGUCAGCAAUAUUCCCUCACACUAAAGGCCAUAAAGAAAUAUUUGCAUAUGAUAAAAUAAGUAUUUUUAUUGGUGUUAUGUAAUAUUUAUAUUUUCUGAGGAAGUGAAUUUUGGAUUUUCAUUAACAGCAAUCCAUGCUCUCCAAAAUUAAGAGAAAUGUUUGAAGCGAAUCAUUGUGUCUGUGAUGAGGAUAUAUUUAAUAUACCUAAUGCCUCAUAAA